GAUCCAACUAGCCACUUAUCGAUUUGCUCGGAAAACUAAUCCAACAAAAUGAAACUGAUUGUCGCCGCUUUGGUCGUUCUUGUAUCGUGCUUGGUGAUGGCCGAGCCACACUGGGGAUUUGGCCAUCGUCACCGUCACCAUCAUGACCAGGAUGGACAAAAUGGACCACCAUCGCCACCACCGCCACCGGUUAACGUUACCCAACUGAUGCAGGACAUUUGGCAAACCAUCACCAGUGCCAUCAACCACGCCCAGAAUUCAACGGCUUCCGCAUCGAGCAACUCGUCCUCCUCCUCAGCAGCUAGCAACUCAUCCUCGUCUGCAAAUUCCACCAGCGAAGGACGUUAGAGCACUGCUCAACUGGUUAGCUCUGCGAGAAAUCCUGUAAAGUUUUCAGUGUUAAAAAUCAAGAUAUGAAUUUCAUUAGUUGAAUAAAAGAAUAAAAGUGCAUCAGCAAAACAAACAAA
Messenger RNA from Aedes aegypti (yellow fever mosquito), 467 nucleotides. Its product is annotated as biofilm and cell wall regulator 1-like. The transcript has a single exon. NCBI's taxonomy places the organism in Eukaryota, Metazoa, Arthropoda, Insecta, Diptera, Culicidae. The record is from RefSeq and is a predicted model, not a curated record. The coding region runs from base 49 to 348 and encodes 99 amino acids.